AUGAAGCUUCUGUUAGUGUUUUCCGUGCUGCUGCUUGCUAGCAGCCUCGAGGCCGAGCGCUGUACUCCAAUGAAAUGUCCGGCCAACGAAGUUUGGAGCUGUUGUCCGCCCUGCCCGCAAAGAUAUUUAGUGCGAAUCGGUAUGAAUUGGGUGAUCGUUUUGUUAUUUGCUGCUGGGUGUGGAAUUUGUGUGGCUCAGACCACCACCACGAGCCCACGUCCGGGUACGACCCGGACUAGUAAACCCGAACCGAAAGGACUAAUUCCUUUGACGGCUGGAGCGAAAUGUCCCAUACGCACCUGUCGACGCAAUGAGGUACUGAGAACCUGUGGAUUAUGCUACGAUAAUACUUGUUCCGGUCAGGCAAUACCGAUGUGCCAGAAAAUUUGCUACUGUGGCUGUUAUUGCAAGGUUGGUUACGUACGGACGACUACCGAUGGACCGUGUGUUCUACCGAAGCAGUGCCCAAUAGUUCCUAUAGAGGAUAGCGGAUAG
Molecule: messenger RNA, 495 nt
Organism: Anopheles moucheti
Lineage: Eukaryota; Metazoa; Arthropoda; Insecta; Diptera; Culicidae
Exons: 5
Coding region: 1-495 (164 amino acids)
Source: RefSeq, a predicted model, not a curated record